Papaver somniferum (opium poppy) is the source of this 2579-nucleotide messenger RNA. RefSeq lists its product as uncharacterized. The coding region runs from base 1 to 2547 and encodes 848 amino acids. Gene Ontology annotation, cellular component: membrane. The record is from RefSeq and is a predicted model, not a curated record. Lineage: Eukaryota; Viridiplantae; Streptophyta; Magnoliopsida; Ranunculales; Papaveraceae. The transcript has 12 exons.
AUGAUCGAGGGAAGAAAGGCUACAGGUAUUUGCGAUGAAAAGGUCGAUGGACUCACCUUUCGUCGAAGAAAUAAGGUGGUUCCGCCCACCAACAAACUUUGUGCAGCCCCAAUUCAAGGAGUUAUUCGACGGAAAGAGCGGCGAUCCAGUGGAACAUGUGUAACAUUUCCAACCUUCAAUGAGUCUGUGGGAUAUACCGAUGAGUUGUUAUGCAGAACCUUUCUUGUGACACUAACAGGUAAAGCUUUGACUUGGUUCUCACAAUUGGAAUCAAAUUCAACUGCGAACUUUGGGAUGUUGUCAGACGCAUUUUUCGAGCAAUAUAAGAUCUGGGAAGCAAAAAAGGUAGCAAUCACUUAUUUGGAUUGCAUCAAGAAACAAAUGAAAAGUCUGGAAACUUUCAACCAACGGUUUCGCCAAGAAGUUGGAGAAGUCGGCGCGGUUGAUGCUGGGCUCAUCAUUGAAGCAUACAAGAAGACCUUGCCUUAUGACGAAUUCGAGACAUUCAAUUCCUUAACCGUACAGCCGGUAGGAAACCUCAAAGAAUUAUAUGCAAGGGCAUAUAAGGAAAAAAAUAGCAAAGCUGUCACUGACGAAGGGGACAACAGAAAUUCCAUCCAAAACAGUGAUGACGGUGGUGUUGCUGGUGGUUUUGGUGGGGGAAGUGCUAGCGUAAGCGGUGCAGGUGGAGGUAGGGAUGAUCUUGGUGGUAGUAGUGGUGGUGGUAGUAAAGGAGGUGUUGGUGACGAUAAUGCUGACUUUGGUGGUGGUGUUACAAGUGGCGGUACUGGUGGCAGGGUGAUGUUGGAGUAUUAUCAUGAUAAAUCCUUUCCUUUAAACCAUAGGAAUAAGCCUUUAUUUAUAGGAACUUUCUUUUUCUUCUUAUUCAUUGCAUUCUCUAUUACCCCCUUUUCCAGUUCAUCAUCUUACAUUCAGGGAAGUACUGGUAAACCUCAAGGUUUUACUUCAGGAGAAGAGAAGGUGGGAUCAUGGACAAAGGGACUCCUUCAGUUCUCAGAAUCACCAUCGCCUUCGUAUGAGCAUCCACCAGGAGGUACGCUUAUUUUGGCUGCAAAUAGGACUAUAAGACCUGACAUUCUUAGUGGGUUCAGGCGAUAUCGAGGUGGUUGGGACAUUCGUAAUCGCCAUUACUGGGCUUCUGUCGGAUUUACAGGUUCUGCUGGGUUCAUCCUUGCUGUACUUUGGUUUGUGUGUUUUGGCUUUGCUCUAGUCGUGCAUCAUUGCUGUAGAUGGAAUUUAGGCAUGAAACACAAAGUCUCCGAAAGUCAGCAUAAGAUUUGCCUAAUGUUGCUACUUGUCCUCACAUGUGCUGCAGCGACUGGAUGUAUUCUUCUCUCUGUCGGGCAGGAUGAAUUUCAUGGUGAGGUGAUGCAUGCUAUGACCUAUGUUGUGACUCAAUCAGAUUAUGUUGUGCAGACACUGAGAAAUGUCACUCAGUAUCUGUCAAUUGCCAAGAAUAUAAAGGUGGACCAGCUUUUCCUUCCGUCAGAUGUAAAGGAUGAAAUUGAUAAGUUAAACAUGGAUCUAAGCGCUGCAGCGAAUACACUGACAGAGAAAACGAGUGAAAAUUCUGGCCGGAUAAAAAAACUUUUCAAUGCUGUGCGAUCGGCAUUGAUCUCAAUGGCCGCAGUUAUGCUUCUCCUGUCUCUUCUUGGUCUUUUGCUUUCAGUGCUUGGGCAUCAACAUGCGAUUUACAUAUUUAUCUGGAGUGGGUGGCUUCUCGUGGCUGUUACAUUCCUUCUUCUUGGUGUUUUUAUCAUCCUAAACAAUGCUAUUUCAGACACUUGUGUGGCCAUGGAUGAAUGGGUGGAAAAUCCCAAUUAUGAAACAGCAUUAAGUAAUAUACUCCCAUGUGUUGAUCAAGUUACAACAAGUAAAACCCUUACCCAAAGUAAGGAAGUCAUCAAUCAACUCGUCAAUAUUGUUAACACCGCGAUAUGGUCCUUUGCCAACUGGGAUCCACCUCCUCAGAAUACUUUUGCUUACUCCAAUCAGUCUGGGCCUUUGAUGCCACCUUUGUGUUCCCCGUUUGAUUCCCAGCUGCAUGAUCGCCCUUGUGCAUCACAAGAGGUGUCCUUUUCCAAUGCCACUCUGGUGUGGCAGAAUUACACUUGCACGGUGUCUGCAUUGGGUUUAUGCACCAGUGCCGGGAGGAUAACACCGAAUAUGUACACACAGCUGGUAGCGGCUGUGGACGUUAGUUAUGCUCUUGAUCACUAUACUCCACCAUUGUUGAGUCUCCAAGACUGUAAUUUCGUGCGGGAUACGUUCAGGAACAUUACAGUAAAGUAUUGCUCUCCGUUGGAGGGUUUUCUUAGAAUGGUAAACGCAGGUUUGGUGCUCAUCUCUAUAGGAACCAUGAUGUGCCUUAUCCUCUGGAUACUAUAUGCAAACCACCCCCGAAGGGAGGAAGUGUUUGUGAAAAAACUAUCUUCGCCAAUAAUUGCUUUUUGUUGUCUUUGUAACAAAGAUGGUAAUAUUAACUCUAAUAAUAACACAGUACCAUCUACGGGUAUUGAAGUGUAAAGCUCUUCCGGUAUAGUAAAAUGUAGUUAGAA